Molecule: messenger RNA, 3302 nt
Organism: Humulus lupulus (European hop)
Lineage: Eukaryota; Viridiplantae; Streptophyta; Magnoliopsida; Rosales; Cannabaceae
Product: putative disease resistance RPP13-like protein 1
Exons: 1
Coding region: 45-3302 (1085 amino acids)
Biological process (GO): defense response to other organism
Molecular function (GO): ADP binding
Source: RefSeq, a predicted model, not a curated record
UCUAUCAUCUCUCUCUCUCUCUCUCUCUCUCAAGAACAGAAACCAUGGCUGACUUAAUGGUGGGAGGAGCUCUUCUCUCUGGUUUCAUGAAUGUCCUCUUUGACAGGCUUGCUUCCAAAGAGGUCCUUGACUUCUUUCGUGGAGACAAACUCAAUCAAAAGCUGCUCAAAAGGCUGAAGACUGUGUUGCUAUCAGCUAAUGCACUGCUGAACGAUGCCGAGGAGAAGCAGCCUGGAGACAACAACGUGAAGAAUUGGCUUGAUGAGCUUAAAGAAGUACUGUAUGAAGCAGAUCACGUGAUGGACAAGAUCAGUACUGAAGCUCUGCGACUCAAGAUGGAGGAAGAUGAACUCCAAAGCACAGCAAGUAAGGCCUUCAACUUUGUCUCUAAUAAUCCAUUUGAAAUAAGUGCUGUGAAAUCUGAAAUGGAAGAGAUCCUUGAUACUCUAAAGGAUCUUUUAGAACAGACAGAGUACCUUGGUUUGAAAAAAGUAGAGCUGAAAACAACAUUACAUAGACCACCUGCACCUUUGUUAGAUGAUUCUAAGGUUUAUGGAAGGGAGAAUGAUAAAGAGGCUAUUGUUAAGCUAGUAUUGUGUGAUAAUGUUGGUGACCAUAGGAUUGUCCUAAUUCCUAUAAUAGGGAUGGCUGGUAUUGGCAAAACUACACUUACUCAAAGUGUAUAUGACGAUACCACUGUCCAACAACACUUUGACUUGAAAGCAUGGGUAACUAUCUCCGAAGAUUUUGAUGUUUUGAAAAUAACUAAACUUAUUUUUGAGGCAAUCACUAAAACAAGUUGCGAAGCAAAGGAGCUAUAUCAACUUCAAAAUGAAUUGAAAAAUGCUUUGAUAGGGAAGAAGUUUCUUUUUGUUCUCGAUGAUGUGUGGAAUGAAAAUUAUUUGUUGUGGGACUCUUUGAAAAGCUCUUUUCAAUCUGGCGAUCAAGGAAGUAAGAUCAUUGUGACCACGCGUAGCAAAGAUAUUGCUUUGAUGAUGAGGACGAUGCAUGUUCAGCCUUACGAGCUUAAAGAAAUAUCUUACGAAAAUUGUUGGAAGUUGUUUGCAGAACACGUCUUUGAUAAUAUAGGCUCCAAUGAGGUACAUCAAGACAUGGAAGAAAUCGGAAAGCAAAUUGUAAAAAAGUGCAAGGGUCUUCCUUUGGCUGUAAAAUCGAUGGCUGGACUUUUACGAUCUAUGUCCACUAGCGAAGAAUGGAGACAUGUACUGCAAAGUGAUGUAUGGGAGUUGCCCAAUCGUCUCAAACUGGGAAUUGUUCCAGCUUUGUGGUUGAGCUAUCGAUUUCUGCCUCCUUAUUUGAAACCAUGUUUUUCUUAUCUCUCUUUAUUUCCCAAGGAUUAUGAAUUUCAGAAAGAUGACAGAGAACAAAUAAUCUUAAUAUGGAUGGCAGAAGGUCUUUUACUACCUCAAAAAGGAAAAAGGAUUGAAGAUGUUGGAGAAGAGUACAUGAGUGCUUUAAUAUCAAGAUCAUUUUUCCAAAGAUCCAGACACUAUUUUCUCUGUAUGCACGAUCUUAUGCAUGAUCUAGCUAUGUAUGUAUCAGGUCAGUGUUGCUCUAUUUAUGAUAGUUGUAAUAACUUCCACAAGCUAAUUGGUAGCAAGACACGCCAUCUAUCAUACAUGAAAGACUUAAAAGAUACAGUAGAAUUUGACAACUUUUCUAGAGUGAAGUAUUUGCGCACCUUGUUAGCUUUACCAUUGCGAAAUACAUAUCCAUGGCAGAAUACACAAUUAAAGCUUGAAAUCGUGCUGAACGAUGGAGGAUGCUUAAGAUCACUUUCUUUGUCAGAAUCAUGUAUCACAGACUUGCCUGAUUCAAUUGGCAAUUUAAAACAUCUCAGGUAUUUGGAUGCGUCUGGCACGAAAAUUAAGGAAUUACCUCAUUCAGUUUGUGGGUUGUACAAUUUGGAAACACUCUUGUUGUCACAUUGUCGAAAUCUCACACAUUUGCCUACCAACAUUUCCAAGUUAGUCAACCUGCGUCAUCUUAUGACAAGAUGGACUCCUCUAAAAGAGAUGCCACCGAAGAUUUGUGAUAUGAUAAAUCUUCAGAGGUUAAGUAAUUUUGUUCUGUGUAAAAAUGAUGGGUCCAGGAUCAAAGAGUUGGGAAAGUUGGAUAAUUUGCAUGAACGCUUGGAGAUUUCAGGGCUUGAGCAUGUUAGAGAAGUGAGUGAUGUUUUGGAAGGCAAUUUGAAGAACAAAAAGUAUCUCAAUGAGCUCAUUCUUGAUUGGAACAGUGUGGCAGAUAGCUCAACAAAGGAAAGAGAAGUUCUUGAUGCACUCCAACCACAUGUAAAUUUAAAGAAACUCGUAAUCAGACGUUAUAACGGUACAAGCUUGCCAGAUUGGGUAACACAUCAAUCAUAUUGUAACUUGAAAAAAGUUAAGCUACAGUGCACAAAUCUUUGCUUGUUGUUGUUAUCAUUUCGGCGGCUAAGUUCACUGAUAGAUUUUCGUGUUUUUGGUGUUUCCUGUCUUGAUAUGCAUGAUGAAUUUCGUAGUAUUUCUUUGAAUAAGCCCUUUCCAUUCUUAGCAAGAUUAUGGCUUGAUCAUAUAGAUAUGUUGGAUUGGUCAUUUAUUAAUACAAGUGACGAAAGAUGUGAGCUUUUUCAAUGUUUAAAGCAAUUUGAUUUAGUCAGCUGUGGGAAGCUGAGUGUGGCGCUACCUAUGUGUAAUUUUCCAUCUUUAGAAUAUAUCAAUAUUUCAUCUUGCGAUGAAUUGGUAACUAUAUUUCCAACAAGUACUCACAUUGCCUCUCCAUAUCCUUCCCUCAACUUGUUGAACACAAUGCAUUGCUCAAGGUUGGAAACUUUUUCAGAAAUGGGAUUGCCUUUUACUUUACAACGUCUACGCAUCGCAUCAUGUGAUAAGCUCAUGGAAAACCGCAUGAAAUGGAAUUUACAAGGACUCCCAUCAUUGAUUUCCUUAGAAAUAUGGCAUUGUGGAGAAGUGGUGGAUUCAUUUCCAGAGGAAUGGCUGCUCCCACCAUCUUUAAGAAGUCUUAAGAUCUUUGAAUGUAAUAACCUCAAAGCUCUUAACAGCAAAGGCUUUCAACACCUCACCUCCCUUCGUCAAUUAGAUCUUCUUUAUUUGGAAAAGCUAGAGUGCUUACCAGCAGCAGGACUGCCCCAGAGUGUUACUUAUUUGUCCAUAGAAGGAUGCAGUCUGCUAAUUCCCAGGUGCAAGGAAGGAACAGGGGAAGAUUGGCCCAAAGUUCAACACAUUCCUAACAUACGAACUGAAGAAACAGAAUUUAAUAAGAGACAAGUAGGCGGCAGGUAA